UCCAGUCCGGAAUGUGGGGUACGGCAUAGUGCGCCCCAUCGGGCCAUUCUCCCUGAGUGACGGGGUCAGAGUCGCUCAGACCUCAGCUGGCGGCAGCGGCAGCAAGGGGCCGAGUAGGGAGCGGGCGCGGCCAGGGGCUUAAAGCGUCCGUCCCCGGGCCCCCGGGGGGCUGGCGGCGGCCCGAUGGAGCCGCCCCCUGGCCACAGUAAGAAGGCGGAAGCCUCGGCCAAGGAGCUCGCCGGCAGGAAGCCGAAGGUGAAACAGAAAGGCGAAAACGGCGCCAACUGGAAAAAGCAAGCGGUUCCCGAGAUUGGACCCACCCACCUGCUGGACCUGCCCCUGGGGGGCAAGUUGCCCGUGUUCCCCGGGACCCGCAAUGUGUUCUAUACAACCAAUUUAUGCGAAAAGCUUUAUCAACCAUCUUAUGGUUUUAAUUUGAAUGAUCCAUAUUGCCGGCAUAUGGACACUAGCUAUAAAAGCCUACAUGAUCCACAUUUAAAAUCAUACUAUAAUCGAAAAGAUAUGCUGAAGAAAUUAAAGAAAGAUGGCUAUAUCACCAGCAACAAUAAAGUCACCUGUAGUUUGAAAGAAUUAAAUAAAUACAAGGAUUAUCUGACCAGUUUGAAAUUAGACUUUGAAAGAAACUAUAUACGAGAACAAAAAAUGCUUCAGAAACAAAUAAACAACUGUUACAAACUGAAGAAAUCUUACCAGCUUGAAGAAAAGGAACUAUUUCAAGACUGGUUGUUGGAAGAAAAAUCACAAGUAAGCCCAGGAAAGGAAGCUUUCUUAAGACAGAGAUAUAUAGACAUGAUUAAUACGGAACUACAAAAGAGGAAUGGAAAGGAAGAAAGACCACCCACAAGUUACAUGAAGGAGGAAGAAAACCAAUAUCAGGAAAACAUCAAAAAACAACUUGAUCUACACGAACAAAUUGAAGAGGAUUGGAAGGUGAAAGAAAUGUUGCUGCUCUCGAAGAUUGGAGAAGAAGUACAAAGAGAAGAGAGACUUGAGAAACAACGUCAAAAAACUAGAGAACAAGCCAAUUUGAAGAAACAACUGCUUCUAGAGAAAAGAAUCGCCUAUCAUUUACAAAAAAUGCAAAAGACCCCUUUUAAGAAGGAAGAGUCUAUGCCUAUAAGUACACUUGAGAAACAACCAUUGACUGCAGUGGAAGUUUCUCUACCAGUGAUGGAGAACAUAAGCAUACCUGAAAGCGAGAGCGAACAUCCACCAAAGAAAGAAUCAAGAAUUUCUCUACCAGUGAUGGAAAAUGUAAGCAUAACCGAAAGCGAGAGCGAACAUCCACCAAAGAAAGAAUCAAAAAUUUCUCUACCAGUGAUGGAAAAUGUAAGCAUAACCGAAAGCGAGAGCGAACAUCCACCAAAGAAAGAAUCAAAAAUUUCUCUACCAGUGAUGGAGAACGUAAGCAUAACCGAAAGCGAGAGUGAACAUCCACCAAAGAAAGAAUCAAAAACAUCGGUUCACCUAUCUGAAAGCUGUACAAAGAAGCUUGAAAAAAAAUCAACUUCCUUUUCUCUUCCAGAUAGGUAUGGAGAAAAAAGACAAAGUGUAUCUUUAAGUGAUGAAGGAAAUAGACGUUUUCCUUCUCACAUUGAAAAGUCAGAUGAUACCAUUAAAGAUCAGGUACCAUCUGAAUGUUUGACUGGAAGAGGGAGCAAGAAAUUAAGCUUCAACCUUGAUCCAGAUUAUAUACCUCAGACCUCUCAACAUCCAUUGGUUAAACAUCAUCAUUUGAAUCAAAAUCACUCUCGAGGAAAAAUUGCAAAUCGGAACUCAUUUCAGGACAUCAUAGAGCAUGACAUCUUCAAAGCAGAGUUUUUAAAAGAUGUCCGGGGCCAAAAACAUCACAUCAUUAAACCUAGAGCACAAGACAUCAAUCAGAACAUUUUCGGACAUUGGAGAGAGAACAGCUCUUCUGAUGAAGAAAUUGUGUUAAAGGAGGUGGUAAAGGAACUUCCAAAAGUCCGGUCUGAAGAUCAGAUAAGUAACAACUCAUUAGAAACAGCAGUGAUCACACCACUGUCGGCCAGGAAAACACGUUGGUUCCUUAGAAAAUCAGGGCACCCCAAUUCCAGCCUUACUGGAAUACAGCCAAAACCAUUAUCAAUUCCAUGGAAAGACUCCCAGGAAGAACAAACAAUCAAAGUUUUUUCUGCAGCUAAUUUGGAUGCCUCCACUGAUCUUGAUUAUUCAACUGGGAAAAGAUCACAACAAAAUGAUAAGUUCAUGAAAUCUAAUAUUGAACCAGCUUAUUGGGUAGGACAUAGAAAGGUGAAGCUGUCCUUCCCCAAAGAAAAGGAUCUGCCUUCAUUUCCUAGGGAUGGUGAUAAUCAACCUUCAGAUGCCACUGCCAAAAUAACAGAUGGCCUUGAAUAUUCAGAUAUGGAGGAUCCAUGUAAAAAACAGGCAGCCAACCUCUCUCAACCUGAAGACAAUCUGACCCAUGUGCAUGCUUCACAAGAAAAUAUCUCAGGAUCCUCUUCUGCAGUCAAACCUCAGUGAAGCUGAGAAAACUCGCAAAGAAGAUAAACCGGAGGAAUGCAAGAAAACUAUGUCCAACGUGGGCCAGCCAGCCCAGGAAAUGCCCAAACAGAGCCCCAGAACCUUCUCACUCCCAAACUGCCCCCUAUCUGCUGGACACCAUUGUUUAAGGACUGAGCCUUACUCACAAUUUAACUUGCAGAACACACAAGUUUGCAAGUUUUGUGACAGAAAUCUUGACCUGGGACAGGCUGCAAGCCUUAUCUCCCAGUAGUAUUGGAAGCAUGGCUCCUAUCAGAAUAUGCUGUUCUCAGCAUCAAUAUGUUCUCCGCAUAUAAGAACUAGAACCCAGCAACUUUAUUCUCCGUGCCAGGAUCCUCCUAUGAAGUCAGACCUCAGUGAAUCUGAGAAGUGUCGUGAAGAAGAGAAACCCUGGGAAUGCAAGAAAACUAUCUCCAAGCUGGGCAAGCCAGGUCAGGAAAGGCCCAAACAGAGCCCCAGAAGUUUCUCACUCCUUGCUGCCUUGUCUCUGGGAGGACAAAAUUGUUUGAGGACUGAGACUGAUUCA
Messenger RNA from Sorex araneus (European shrew), 3073 nucleotides. RefSeq names its product fibrous sheath-interacting protein 2-like. The record is from RefSeq and is a predicted model, not a curated record. The transcript is spliced from 24 exons. NCBI's taxonomy places the organism in Eukaryota, Metazoa, Chordata, Mammalia, Eulipotyphla, Soricidae. The coding region runs from base 184 to 2526 and encodes 780 amino acids.